GCGGUCCAUCCAGCAUCUCAUUGAGAUAGAGCCUGGCAGUAGGACUCCUAAAAGAGCAGUGUAUAGGAUGUUCCCACGGGAGUUUGAGGAGCUGCGCAAACAAUUAGAUGAACUCUUAGAGAAGGGUUGGAUUAGGCCCAGUUCGUCUCCAUUUGGAGCACCUGUUCUAUUUGUCCCAAAGAAGGAGGGAGAGCUUAGAAUGUGCAUUGACUAUAGGGGUCUCAAUGCUCUCAAUGCUAUCACAGUGAAGAAUGCGGAGCCACAGCCCCAUAUAGACGAUCUCUUAGAUCGGGUGCAGGGUUGUAAGUAUUUUUCAAAGAUAGACUUGAAGUCCGGAUAUCAUCAGAUAGAGGUCCAUCCUGAUGAUCAGUAUAAGAUUGCGUUCCGGACUAGGUAUGGGCACUACGAGUAUAUAGUUAUGCCCUUUGGACUAACCAACGCGCCAACAAGUUUUUGUCGCUGUAUGAACGACUUGUUUAGGCGGUGGUUAGACAGGUUUGUAGUAGUCUACUUAGAUGACAUUCUAGUGUUCAGUAGGACCCUCCAGGAGCAUGAGUGUCAUCUAAGGCAGGUCUUGGAGAAGCUGAGAGAAGCCAACUUCAAGAUCAAUGUAAAGAAGUGCGAAUGGGCAAAGACCCAAGUUUUGUAUUUAGGCCAUGUCUUAGACGGAGACGGCAUCAAACCAGAAGAUAGUAAGAUCGCAGCGAAUAGAUAUUGGCCUACACCACGCACGUUGACAGAGUUGCGGUCAUUCUUAGGCCUAGCUAACUAUUACAGGAAGUUUGUAAGGAACUUCUCCACCAUCGCUGCUCCCCUCCGCAGGUUGCUGAAGAAAGAAACAAUCUGGAAGUGGGACAAGGACUGCACGUCUUCCAUGAAAAAGUUGAAGCAAGCGUUGAUAGAGUACCCAGUCCUUAAGGUAGCCGAUCCGUCCUUACCUUUCGUCGUUACCACUGACGCGAGCCAGUAUGGUAUAGGUGUUGUCUUACAGCACGACGAUGGCAACAGAUAUAGACCCGUAGAGUUCAUGUCUGCUAGGAUGCCUUCAGAGAAGGUAGCGACAUCCACCUACGAGAGGGAACUUUACGCUCUCAGGCAAGCAUUAGAACACUGGAAGCACUACUUGCUUGGGAGGCACUUCAAAGUCUACUCAGACCACGAGACAUUAAGUGAGGAGAUCUGUAGUUUGAUCCUAGGGGAAUGCCACGAUACUGAGGGACAUUUUGGUUGGCAAAAGACUCUAGCUGACCUCAUGCGCGCGUAUAUAUGGUCUGGGAUGAAGGCCGACUGCACAGAGUAUGUUCGCAGUUGUAAGUGCCACGUUAGCAGUGCCACAUCAGCAACAGUGCCACGUCAGCAACAGUGCCACGUCAGCAGUACCAUGUCAGCAACAGUGCCACAUCAGCAGUGCCCUGCCACCAUGACGGUCGCAAUUCUGGGCAUGCCAGGCCAACUGGCCAAUGAGUCCAUUGCCGAGUACCGAAAGCGGUUCCGAGCUCAGCUCGCAUUGAUUGAGGCUGAGGAAAAGCGGCGCAUGGCAGCCGAGACUGCCCGCCUACAGGCUGAAGCAGCGGCAGUAGCUGACAAGCAGCGACUUCAGGCCGAAGCUGACGCAGAUGCCCAGUCCGAGCUGGCGACUCUCCAACGGGCGGUGCGGAACAACAAGGAUCUGCACGAGGAUGCUACACGGGCACUUGAUUCCCGUGUACAGGACUUGGAGCAAGUUGCACCAAGACCAGAUGCUGGCGAGUCCAACAGCGCACCCUUUACCCGCCAAUUGGAGGAACGAGUUGACCAUGUAGUCGCAAUGCUCGGCCACAUCAGCACCUUCGUUGCACCAGCCACCAUCAGCAAGCACCUGGACACCUUGAAGACCGAGGUUCAGCAACUGCACCAGCUGCCCAACAAGGAUGGCAACACCAGUGCGCAACACUACAAGAUGCCGACAUUCCGCAUCGAAAAGUUCGAUGAUUAUACGCAUCAAGACCCGGUCCCCUGGUGGGAAGGCUUUACGACGGAACUUCGGAUUCUGUUUGUCCCCGAGCACUCAUGGCAAAAGAUUGUGGCAACGCCUGAUCUCGGGUUGCCAUUUUCGCAUCUGCGCCGUGAGUUCUACAACCGGUCAUGUGUCGCCUUGAGCCUAGCACUUGGUGAUUGCGAGCAAUACACGACCUUCGCCGAAAUCAUCGACAAGUCAAGGGAGAUCAUCAAGACCAACAGGGCGGCUGCACACGAGAAGUCAGCAUGGCAGCCAAUCUAUGUGGAGAAAGGAAAAUUUGGUCCGCGUCCGCAGCAUGUCGCUGCAGUCCAACCGGACAACACUGUGGAAGACCCGACAGCGACCCAAGCAUCACGUGAGGGAGAUCAGGUGGCCGCUGUCCAGCCGCGAAGCAACAACAACUCUCGAAGAAAAGGGAAGGCAAAAACCGCAUCGCCGGCCGGAAACGGACAACAAGCACCAUGGGUCAAGUUUCACUUGACCGAGGCCGAAUACAAGUGGCACGUACCAGCUCCAUUGAUGGACGCCGGAGUAGAGGUUGUCGACCUUCACGACUACGUUGCGAGGAUCAACCGCGAGUUCAAGACACAACGGUUCGGUGAUGGUAUGGUACGGACGGCCACGGUUCAGACUGGUAAUUCCCUGGUUCGACAACGGUUCGGUGAUGGUAUGGUACGGACGGCUACGAUUCGGACUGGCAAUUCCCUGGCUUCAGCAUUGGUACGGUGGCGACACAGGCCUUUAUUGUUUGUGGCGAUUACUUCAGGUGCAAUUAGCAAGAUGGAUCUUACCUCACCAGGCCUUGAGGCUCGGUACCUCGAUUUAGGUACACUCGUGGAGCAGGCAGCAGUUGUGAAGGGUGAUGACGAUGAUGACGAUGAGGGUAUGGGUGUUCGAUCACUGAGUUUUAAGGACAACAUCUUGACGUGUGGAGGCGGCGGAGGUCGGAUCUCGUUUUUUGACCUGCGAAAGGAGUCGUACAUCGCUUUAGAUUCCUCCAGCCCACCGUUGUCAUCGAACGCAGGAACGGUAAAAGCCAACCGUUACCGGGCAUGUUACACAACUGGCAAAGGCUUCCUGGUAUGUGGUUCAUCAGAAACAAUAACCCUGUUUGUCACCCAGCCUGUAUUACAUAUGAAUGCUAUCCACAGGUAACUAUUAGUUAACAGAAGACGAGUUGGAGUCCUCACGGAAUGAUUUGAACAUAACAGAGGUCUGAAUUAGGAGCUACCUAUAAGACAAGACAUAAUACUAAUAGCAAAUAUUAGCAACCCUAUUUUGUCGAAGCAACACUUGAGAAAUGCACUCUCUCUCAUCUCUCAAUCUCUCAAUCUCUCAACCUCUCAAUCUCUCAAACCUCCUCUCGUUUAGUUCCUCUGUCCCUUGGGGCACUCACUGAGAUUGAAGGCCAACCAAUCAAUCACCCAAUGCUGC
Chara braunii is the source of this 3433-nucleotide messenger RNA. The record is from the annotation of a GenBank genome assembly. NCBI's taxonomy places the organism in Eukaryota, Viridiplantae, Streptophyta, Charophyceae, Charales, Characeae.